Messenger RNA from Penicilliopsis zonata CBS 506.65, 540 nucleotides. RefSeq lists its product as hypothetical. NCBI's taxonomy places the organism in Eukaryota, Fungi, Ascomycota, Eurotiomycetes, Eurotiales, Aspergillaceae. The coding region runs from base 1 to 540 and encodes 179 amino acids. The transcript is spliced from 2 exons. The record is from RefSeq and is a predicted model, not a curated record.
AUGACGCCGAUGGAGGGCGACACUGGACAGAAGGCCAUCAUGCCAAAAUACGAUAGGCCCCGCCGGCUGGGAGAACCUUUUGCGCCGCAUAAUCACACCCGUUUCAAGACACAGCCAAAUGAAAUCCGUCUUCAUUUCGGCGUUGAUUCUUUCCCCCACAGAUUGACGGCAACCCUCAUUUCCAAUGCCAUCUGGACACACCGGGAUACCACGGCCGUCGGACUUUGGAUACGUCGAGUCAUGGUGCCGAUGGGAGAGGGCUCCGCUGUCCUGCCGGUCUUGUUUACAACCAGGUCGUUCAUUCAGUGUUCACAGGCACGUAGCAGCCUGCAACAGGGUGCACUGCAACGGCUUCGACUCGCUUGGCUUGGAUCCACUCCCCUGACGCGCCGAGCAUUGAGCGGUGAGGCCGAUCCAGCAUCGACGUCAAAGCGACGCUUUCCAUCCCUGACACAGCGUUCUUUGUUCUUUUGCCCCUCCCCUUCCUCAGAUGCAAACUCGAGUGGAAUCGUCCUCGCCCUAGGUGGCAACGGGUUGUAG